AUGACGAAGCUACAAGCAUUUGAAGUUGGUUACAAUUCAUUAACUGGUGUCCUAUCUGAAGACCAUUUUGCAAAACUCCGAGAGCUAGAGUCACUGGACCUAGCCGGAAACUCACUCGCUCUGAACGUGAGCUCCUCGUGGGUUCCUCCAUUUCAACUCCAUGAAAUUCGGAUGCAAUCCAUCAUGGUGGGACCCAGGUUUCCAGCUUGGCUUCGGCUGCAGAAGGAGCUUGAGGUGUUAGACUUGCAGAACGCGAGCAUUUCAGAUGCCAUACCCAGCUGGUUUCGAGUGCUUUGUUAUAAUAUUCCGAUUUUAGAACUCUCCAGCAACAGCCUAACUGGAAAUCCUUUGGAGUUCAAACAGUUGAAGCAUAGUCAAAUAGCUUCCGUUGACUAUUUAUUACGUUAUCGAUAUAUAUCUCUAAGCUCCAACAAAUUGGACGGAUCUCUGAAACCGUUUCCGUUGGAUAUUUCAGUUUUAGAUCUUUCACACAAUUUUCUUACUGGACAUAUUCCGCAGCUUGAAGUUGGUCAAACUUCGGUUGUACGGUCUCUCUUCCUAAACGAUAACCGUUUCACAGGUACUAUCCCUGAAGACUUGUGCAAGAUGGAAUAUUUAUCAGAAUUGGAUCUAUCCAACAAUCUUCUGUCCGAAAGAGUUCCUCUGUGUCUAGGAAACUUGCGAGACCUGGAGUUCCUAAACUUGGCAAAUAACAGUUUAUCCGGUCAAAUUCCGAGUUCACUGGGUAACUUGUGGGGACUUUCUAAGCUACUUUUGAAUGGAAACAAAUUGGUUGGGAAGCUCCCUGCCUCAAUGCAGCAUCUGAGAAAUUUGAAAAUUCUUGAUCUCGGAGACAAUGAACUGAAGGAUAUUAUACCAGCUUGGAUUGGGGAAAGGUUAUCAAAUUUAAUGUGUCUAAGAUUUCAGUCAAAUAACUUCCAUGGACCUAUUUCUGAUACACUCUGCCAACUCUCACAACUUCAACUGCUAAACUUAGCACAUAAUAACUUGAGUGGAUUUAUUCCUCACUGCUUUAACAACAUUAGUGCCAUGGUACUAGGGAUAGAUGGAGGUUACAAAAUUUUUUCAGACGAAAUCUUUCAAGACAUUAAGGGAGGAAGAGAAGUUGAGUAUUCACCAGAAAGGCUUCGGUUUGUUAAAUCCGUAAGCCUCUCAGCAAAUAAUUUAGUUGGUGAGAUCCCUGAUGAGAUAAUGGAGCUGGUUCAAUUGCAAGUUUUGAAUCUUUCACAAAAUCAUUUGACUGGAAGGAUCCCCGAGAAGAUUGGCAACUUGAAGCAACUUGAAACACUUGAUCUAUCAAUGAAUGCACUCUUCGGUGCAAUCCCCGAAAGCUUAUCUGAUUUGUACUCAUUGAACUCUCUGAAUUUGUCACACAAUAAACUUUCAGGGCCAAUACCAUCAGGAAAUCAACUUCAGACCUUGACCGAUCCAUCCAUCUAUGAAGGAAACAGUGGACUUUGUGGCAAACCGCUCCCAAACAACUGCUGGGAACACAAAUCGCCUACCAAAAAUGGGCCCAUUCAUGAUGAUAAAGGCCACAGCGAGUUUGAUUGGUCUUGGUUUUAUGCUGGAAUAGGACCGGGUUUUGCUGCCGGGCUGUCGGGAGUUUUGGGAAUCCUUCUCUUCAAGAAGUCAUGGCGCUAUGCAUACUUCAAGUUUAUAGAAAGUGCCUGUGACAAAAUAUGGGUAAAGACUACUCGCCUGAGGAGGAAUUUCCGUUGAGCCCACAAUCAUUCAAGUGCUUGCUGCAGCUGUUGUUUGGCUCUCAGAAUGACCAAUUUCUUCUAUGUGAUUUGAGAAGCAGUUGUAGUUUCACUGUAUUUUGUAUGAUUAUAUUUUGAGUGCUUGCUGUUUUUCAGUUUUGAUUGGCAUCCGCUGAUAUAAUAUGAAAAUUAGACCUCCUUUUAUUUGCUAUGGAUUGUAUGCCUAAAAAAUUUUAGUAUUUUGUUUUGCCUGACAAGAGACUUCCAUAAACAAAAAAACUUAUGCAGAAUAAUUGCUUGACUCCAUUUAUGCUUAUGAUAAGGUACUUGCUAUGA
Coffea eugenioides is the source of this 2060-nucleotide messenger RNA. RefSeq names its product receptor-like protein EIX2. Gene Ontology annotation, molecular function: protein binding. The transcript has 2 exons. The record is from RefSeq and is a predicted model, not a curated record. Lineage: Eukaryota; Viridiplantae; Streptophyta; Magnoliopsida; Gentianales; Rubiaceae. Bases 1 to 1743 code for a protein of 580 amino acids.